This is a messenger RNA of Morone saxatilis (striped sea-bass), 3809 nucleotides long. It is a transcript of the gene hook3, whose product is annotated as hook microtubule-tethering protein 3. The coding region runs from base 127 to 2280 and encodes 717 amino acids. The record is from RefSeq and is a predicted model, not a curated record. The transcript is spliced from 23 exons. Lineage: Eukaryota; Metazoa; Chordata; Actinopteri; Moronidae. Gene Ontology annotation, biological process: cytoplasmic microtubule organization; cytoskeleton-dependent intracellular transport. Gene Ontology annotation, molecular function: microtubule binding; dynein light intermediate chain binding. Gene Ontology annotation, cellular component: centrosome; cytoplasm.
AGCGAACCCGACUAUUGGCCGACAGACUGAGGAGCAGCAGAGAGCGAGAGACCUCUGGAGUACAUGAAGCCGACUGUUAACUUCAGGCUCUGUUCACCACACAAAGUCGCUCUACGUUAGCUAACGAUGAGUACAUCGGAGACACUGGAUCGAAUGGAGCUCUGUGAAAGCCUCUUGACAUGGAUCCAGACAUUUGGAGUCGAUGCUCCAUGCAAGACAGUAGAAGACUUGACGAGUGGCAUCGUCAUGGCCCAAGCACUACAGAAAAUAGAUGUAGUGUAUUUCAAUGAUGCUUGGAUUAGUAGAAUCAAGCCAGAGGUUGGGGACAACUGGAGGUUAAAGAUCAGCAACCUAAAGAAAAUUCUGAAAGGAAUGCUCGACUAUAACCAGGAGAUCCUAGGCCAGCACAUUAACGACUUCACAUUACCAGAUGUUAACCUUAUUGGAGAGCAUUCUGACUCAGCAGAACUUGGGAGGAUGCUACAACUUCUACUGGGCUGUGCUGUCAACUGCGAACAGAAACAAGAAUACAUCCAGACCAUAAUGAUGAUGGAGGAGUCGGUGCAGCAUGUUGUCAUGACAGCCAUCCAAGAGCUGAUGAGCAAAGAGACUCCAGUGAUGGGAGGAAAUGACUCAUAUGUGGAUCUAGACAGACAGCUGAAGAAAACAGUAGAGGAGCUCAAUGAUGCUUUGGCUACCAAGGAAGAGAUCUCCCAGAGGUGUCGCGAGCUUGACAUGCAGGUCGCUGCCCUGCAGGAGGAGAAGAGCAGUUUGCUGGCAGAAAACCAGGUCCUUAUGGAGAGACUUAACCAGUCUGACUCCAUAGAGGAUAUAAACAGCCCAGCUGGACGCAGACACCUCCAGCUGCAGACACAACUGGAGCAACUACAGGAAGAAACCUUCAGGCUGGAGGCAGCAAAAGAUGACUACCGGAUCCGUUGUGAAGAGCUUGAAAAGGAACUUUUGGAUGUAAAGUCACAAAAUGAAGAGCUUGCAUCACUGGCUGAUGAAGCCCAGUCUCUCAAGGAUGAGAUGGAUGUUCUCAGGCAUUCAUCAGAUAAAGUAUCAAAGCUGGAGGGCACAGUGGAACACUACAAGAAGAAACUGGAGGACAUGGGACUUCUCAGGAGACAGAAUAAGCUAAUGGAGGAGAAGCACACAGUAUUAAUGCAGACCAACGUCAGUUUGGAGGAAGAGCUUCGAAAGGCGAACGCUACCAAGGGCCAGCUGGAGACAUACAAGAGACAGGUGGUGGAACUUCAGAACAAACUGUCAGAAGAGUCUAAAAAGGCCGACAAGAUGGAGUUCGAGUACAAACGAGUCAAAGAGAAAGUGGACUCUCUACAAAAAGAAAAAGAUCGUAUGCGGACAGAGAGAGACUCUCUGAAGGAGACUAUCGAGGAGCUCCAUUGUGUCCAAGCCCAGGAGGGACAGCUUACAGCAGGUUUGUUACCAUUGGCCAGCAACGACGGUUCGGAUUCGCUGGCUGCUGAGAUCACCACCCCAGAGAUUAGAGAACAUUUGAUUCGCCUUCAGCACGAGAACAAGAUGCUGAAGCUGGCCCAGGAGGGAUCAGACAAUGAGAAGAUUGCACUGUUGCAGAGUUUACUGGAGGAUGCCAACAGAAGGAAAAAUGAACUGGAGACAGAAAACAGGCUAAUCAAUCAGCGCCUGAUGGAGGAACAGAGUCAGGUAGAGGAGCUACAAAAGAAUCUUCAAGAACAGGGUUCCAAAGCAGAUGAUUCUUCCAUUCUGAAGAAGAAGUAUGAAGAGCACAUGGAGAAAUUACGAGAGUUGAACAAUGAGUUACUGAAGAAAAACUCCUUCAUUGAUGAAAUGGAGCCUAAAUACAACGCCAGCUCCCAAAGAGUGGAUGAGCUAGAAGAGGCCUUGAAGAAGAAAGAUGAAGACAUGAAACAGAUGGAGGAGAGAUAUAAGAAAUACCUGGAAAAAGCCAAGAGCGUGAUCCGUACUUUGGACCCCAAGCAGAACCAGGGUUCAGGUCCAGAGGUCCAGGCCCUGAAGAACCAGCUGCAGGAGAAGGAGAGGAUGUUGCACUCAUUGGAGAAAGAGAUGGACAAGACAAAAUGCCAGAGAGAUUACGAGGAGAAACUGAUUGUAUCAGCUUGGUACAAUAUGGGUAUGUCUCUGCAGAAGAAGGCGGCUGAAGACAGACUUGCCAACUCCGGUUCUGGUCAGUCCUUCCUGGCCCGGCAGAGACAAGCCACCAGCACACGGCGCUCCUAUCCAGGCCACGUCCAGCCAGCUACCGCAAGGUAGAUGGCAGCAGGGCAGAAAAAUACUGCGGCAAACUACCUUACAAAUCCCCUGAACUUACAUAACAGUAGAUGUGCCUUUUUUGAGGCACACUAUUUCCAUUCAUUUCUAAUGGACGUUCUUGUUUCCCUUCAUUCUGCCUAUUGAUUUUCUUUUUUUCUUCUUGAUCAGAUCCAUGAGGUAGAGAUGCCAGCCAAGGCUGCCCAAAUCUUGCACCACUUUUUUUUUCUCCCCCCGACUAAGCAUAUGUUACCCUGACUUCCUGUGAUGCCAGGCUUCUACUGUUUUUCACACCCCAGUAUAUUUGAUAGGGUCUGACUAAUCACUCCAAACACCCUCUCUUCCUCCCUCUCAACCACUGACCUUCCUCAACCUGUACUUGGUGGCAAACAGUUGCCAGGCAGGUAAUCUGGACCCCAAGGCAGAGAAGAAGCGCAUCCUCUACUGAAUUUACUGUCAUUUAUGUUCAGAGGAACUGCUCUGCCUGUUCAUGCAGUAUUUAUGCACAUCUCUACCUGUGAUAGCAUUUGAGCUUCAUCUUGUUUGUUGACUGGAGUUGUCAGAUUUUCUGUUUUAACUCUUACAAUGUAGCUUUAAGCAGGUAAUAGCAUUUUCUUCAUUUACAUGUGUUAAUGUUUGAAUUGUAUUUUUCAGUCGCUCUUCUUCCAUGUCAUUAUGUUUUGAUCUGUGGAUUUAGAUCAAUACUGAGUAACAAAUACAUGGAGGCAUAGGAAGAUGUAUAGUCGUCAAGUGUAAAUGUUCCAUUUGCUUGCUAAAUGAUCUGAAUGAUCUCUAAUAGGACUACAUGGUUUAGAAAAAAACUGGUAACUUUUCAGCUGGUAACAGUGCAGCAAUAAUUGUGAAGGGUAAUUUCCUCAGAGGAAAAAAAAAAAAGCAGAGUAACUGCUUCAGCUGUUGAAGUGUUAUCAGGUGUUACGAUCCACAGCUAGAUAGAUUGCGGCAAAGAUCAAUGUGCUCCAUUAUUGUGUAGACCGGCUUUCAUGAUCUGACUUAAAGAGCCACCGUGGAACAAACCGGGCGUGGCACCAGUUCACAGCGUUUUAGCUUUUACCAGCAUUUACCAGGUUGUCUCAGACAACACCGUAUGUGCCAUAGGGUUAUAUUUAAAUGUAAGUACUACAGUACAGUUGGGCAAUAUUAUCCCUGCAACACUGCAGGCUUCCCUCCCAGCACCACACAAAAAAAUUCACUGAAGGAAAAUAUAGCCGUGCGAUGGUUGCUGAGUUUUAGACGGUGGGACUGUUUGGUUGAAAAGGGAUUUGGUUUGUAGAUUGCCCCUUAAUGCCAAUGAGGUAUUUAUUCAAUGUAGCUCACUGAAGCGGACUUACUUUCCAUAUCAUUUUAGAAUCAGUUGAUUGUUAUAGUGAAAAUGUUUCCCAAGGUAUGUUAAAAUGUGUUUUUAAAAAGCACAGUAUUUCCAGUGUCACUUUAAGGGGGAACCUUGAAUAAGUAUGCUUGUUGCAGCUGUUCCUAUCCUCUCUUUAACCCAUUUUCUUCUUCCAUUCUGUUUA